Messenger RNA from Wasmannia auropunctata (little fire ant), 1911 nucleotides. RefSeq names its product maltase 2-like. The transcript has 3 exons. Lineage: Eukaryota; Metazoa; Arthropoda; Insecta; Hymenoptera; Formicidae. The record is from RefSeq and is a predicted model, not a curated record. The coding region runs from base 37 to 1632 and encodes 531 amino acids. Gene Ontology annotation, biological process: carbohydrate metabolic process.
GCAAUUGGAGUAAGUAAUCACGGUCGAACAGUCACUAUGCUGCGUUCGUGCGUUGCCAUCGCAGUGUUGGUCGUUCUGACCGGCUCGGCGGAAGCAGCCAAGGAUUGGUACAAGAACAGUCUGGUAUAUCAGAUCUAUCCGAGAAGCUUCCAGGAUAGCAAUGGCGACGGCAUCGGCGAUUUGAACGGUAUCACGAGCAGGUUGGAGCACAUCCAGGACAUCGGCGCCGACGCGCUAUGGAUGUCACCGAUCUUCUCUAGCCCGCAGGUAGAUUACGGCUACGACGUCUCCAAUUAUACCAAUAUCCACAAGGAGUACGGCACCCUCGAAGAUUUUGAUGCGCUCGUGGCAAAGGCAAAGUCCCUCGGGCUGAAAGUAAUCCUUGAUUUCGUGCCGAACGUUUUCGGGGGUCCCGCUUGGACGAAGAACGAGAAACGCGGGCAGUAUUAUAUGCAUCAGUUCGCCGCCGGACAGCCGGAAUUCAACUACCACAACGCCGAAUUGCGAGAAGAAAUGAAGAAUGUGUUGACUUUCUGGAUGAAGCGGGGCGUGGAGGGAUUCCGCAUUGACACUAUCAAUCACAUGUACGAGGAUUCCCGAUUCUUGGACGAGCCGCGAAGUAAUAAAGACGUACCGCCUGAUGACUACGAUUACUUGGACCACAUUUAUACGAAAAAUCUUCCGGAGACUUACGACGUUCUCGCGACUUGGAGGGAGUUGAUGGACAGUCACUCGCCGACCGCUGACACGAAAAUGUUCCUGACUGAGGUCUAUGCGGACUUAGAUCUCACCAUGAAGUACUAUCUGUCGGGCUCGACGGUGCCGUUCAACUUCAUGUUCAUAGUCGAUCUGAACGACAAGUCCAGCGCAUCCGAUUUCAAGUACCAUAUCGAUCGUUGGAUGAAAAAUAUGCCUAACAGUACGGAAUACGUUGCGAACUGGGUGGUGGGCAAUCACGACAAUCAUCGCGCGGCUACUAGAUUCGGCGAGAAACGGGCCGAUCAGCUUAACAUGCUAGCGACCAUUUUGCCCGGCGUAAGCGUGUUUUACAAUGGUGACGAGAUCGGUAUGGUCGACAGAUAUUUCACGUAUGAAGAAACCAAGGAUACUGCCGGUUGCAAUGCUGGACCCGACAGAUAUCAGUUGAAAUCGCGAGAUCCGGAAAGAACGCCUUAUCAAUGGGACGCUACCACCAGUGCCGGCUUCUCCACCAACGAACAAACCUGGCUUCCAGUGAACGGAAAUUAUAAGGAUUUAAAUUUAGCGGCGCAAAAAGAUGAGCAGGUCUCUCAUUAUAACGUGUUCAAGGCGUUGACGAAACUAAAGAAGACGCCUGUCAUCGCGCAGGGAUCCCUACAGACUGCGUUGUACUGUUACGAGUGUUCUGUCACCGAAAAUGUUCUAGGAGUGGUACGACGACACGAAAGAUCCAUCGUGCUCCUCCUGGUGAACUUCGAUGACACGGAUGGCGUCGUCGACGUUAGUACCUGGUUGAACAUUUCGGAGAAAUUGAUUGUCUAUGCAGCCAGCGUGGAUUCCAAACUGCUUCCAGGGUCAUAUCAAAAUAUGGCUCCUGUCGUUCUGCCCGGCUCGGCCUCCAUUGUGUACACCACCGAAGAUUUGUAUAACUAAAUUUUGGUUUAUUUCAUGCUAACAAAUAAUUCUUAAGUAACUUUUCGAAUAUACAUCCAUGUAUAAACGUAAACACAUCUUUUCUGCGGGCAGACUUUAUGUAAAGUUGAAAAUAAACAUUCGAAGAAAACGUAGCUUGUAACAAGAAACGAUUAGAAAUAAAUUAUUAUCGUGUUAUUAAUUGCAAUAAAAGUUUCCGAUAGCAUUUGAAUUCAAUUAGUGCUAUGUAUCUACAAAAUGCGCAUUCUUGUGAUAAAAUAAAUUUUAUUUUAGCUGGAA